UGAGGGGGAGAGAGAGAGAGAGUAAAAAGGAAAAAAGCAUCGCGUUUGGUCCGUGUGGUCUUUCUGGUAGAUUCGACGAAACGCGAGGCUAUUUCGGUAUUUCCCAAUUUCCUAUCUCCUUAAUCCUCAAACACCAAACAACAAACAAAUGGAGCAAGCAACACUAGCAUUGUGUUCUGCUCACUGAAACUAAAACCAAAAUCACAAUCCCCAAAGCAAAAACCCAAAUCCCAAAUGAGAUUAUGACAACAACACAUGAGCGCGUGCAUCCAAUCCCAAACCUAGCUAUGUCUCCCACCACUUCCUCCUCCACCGCCCACUGGACCUCCGACGCCAUACACGGCGGAUCCCUCCGCCGCGUCGACCUCGACUCCGGCACCAACGGCUGGGCCUCUCCUCCCGGCGACCUUUUCCUCCUCCGCUCUUCCAAUUACUUCACAAAACGCCAAAAAUCCCCCGCCGGCGACUACCUCCUCUCCCCGGCCGGCAUGGACUGGCUGAAAUCCCAAUCCAAGCUCGAGAACGUGCUCUCCCGGGCCGACAACCGCGUGGGCCAGGCCCUUCGCCAGGCCCAAGCACAAGGAAAAUCCCUGAAAAGCUUCAUCUUCGCAGUCAACCUCCAAGUCCCUGGAAAAGAACACCACAGCGCGGUCUUCUACUUUUCAACCGACGAACCCAUCCCCUCCGGUUCGCUCCUCUCCCGGUUCAUCGAGGGCGACGACGCCUUUCGGAACCAGCGGUUCAAGCUCGUGAACCGGAUCGUGAAGGGUCCAUGGAUAGUUAAAAAAGCGGUGGGGAAUUACAGCGCGUGCUUAUUGGGGAAGGCGCUGACGUGUAACUAUCACAGGGGAAGGAACUACUUCGAGAUUGACGUGGACAUUGGGAGCAGCGCCAUCGCCAACGCUAUCCUGCGCCUCGCGCUGGGCUAUGUCACCAGCGUCACCAUCGAUAUGGGGUUUCUUGUGGAGGCGCAAGACGAGGAGGAGCUGCCGGAGAGGCUCGUCGGAGCGGUUAGGGUUUGCCAGAUGGAGAUGUCCGCCGCCACAGUCGUCGAUGCACCCAACGCGCCGCGCGGUAACAAGGUCAAUCACCUUAGUGGUAACGACGAGUAACAAAUUAAAAUAACAAUGUAUUUUUUUGUUGUUUUUUUAUUAUAUAAAAAUUAGUAUUUAUAUUAUUUAAUUUGAUUUCACCAACUGCUUGGUCCUCGUUCUGGGUGUAAUUGUAGGCUCUUUUUCCGGGGUAUAAUAAAUAUUCACCUCAAAUUAGUAUGUUUAUGUGUUUAGUUUUUCUUAACCAAUGCAUAACGGCGAAAAAGGUUGUUGCAUUGUGAUUGUGCACGUUGGUGUUUAUGGCAUUUAUUUUAGAGGGAUAGGUUUGGUCGGUGAAUCUUUUGGGUUGGAUGUGAAUGGAGCCGCACAUGGUCUGGAAAAGUUGCAUUAAAGGGCAACACUUUCUUGCUUGCUUGCAAGACUUGAAAUCAAAACCGCAAUGCAUGUUGUUGGA
Glycine soja is the source of this 1506-nucleotide messenger RNA. RefSeq names its product protein ENHANCED DISEASE RESISTANCE 2-like. Lineage: Eukaryota; Viridiplantae; Streptophyta; Magnoliopsida; Fabales; Fabaceae. The record is from RefSeq and is a predicted model, not a curated record. The transcript has a single exon. The coding region runs from base 243 to 1112 and encodes 289 amino acids.